AGUCAGCAGCAGUCACCCGCAGCAGACUUCAAUUCUCCCAGGUUCCUCUCACACAACUUUCCAGUUGUUCCUUCUUCCGCAGCCGACAAUGGCCGCUCUCGCCAACGCCGCUGUGCUCCCCUCCACCUUCGUCGGCCAGAGCGCUGAGCUCGCCGCCAAGGUGAACAAUGUCGAGGCCCGCGUGACCAUGAGGAAGACCGCCAAGGCGGCUUCCAGCAGCCAGUUCUACGGCCCCGACCGCAGCCUGUUCCUGGGCCCGUACUCCUCCCCCCCGUCGUACCUCACCGGCGAGUACGCCGGCGACUACGGCUGGGACACGGCGGGUCUGUCCGCUGACCCCGAGACCUUCGCCAAGAACCGCGAGCUGGAGGUGAUCCAUGCUCGCUGGGCUCUGCUCGGUGCUCUCGGCUGCCUCACCCCGGAGCUUCUCGCCGGCAACGGCGUGAACUUCGGCGAGGCCGUGUGGUUCAAGGCCGGCGCGCAGAUCUUCUCGGAGGGCGGCCUGGACUACCUGGGCAACCCCAGCCUGAUCCACGCGCAGUCCAUCCUCGCCAUCUGGGCGUGCCAGGUCAUCCUCAUGGGCGCCGUCGAGAGCUACCGCGUGGGUGGCCUCGAGGGCUUCCAGGAGGUCGAGGACCCCCUGUACCCCGGCGGUGCCUUCGACCCCCUGGGUCUGGCUGACGACCCCGACGCGCUCGCCGAGCUGAAGGUGAAGGAGCUGAAGAACGGCCGCCUCGCCAUGGUGUCGAUGUUCGGCUUCUUCGUCCAGGCCAUCGUCACCGGCAAGGGCCCUCUGGAGAACCUGUCGGACCACCUGGCUGACCCCACCGUCAACAACGCCUGGGCGUAUGCCACCAACUUCACCCCCGGCGCUUAAGCGUGCUGUCUAGUCUUGUUUAGGGGUGUUACGCUUUCAUGUAAGCUCUGUAAGUAUACUAGAUAUCAGCUUACGCGGCUUUCAUUUUCGAUUCCUUUAAGGAUGAGGACUGGCAGGUCGCGGCGACAGCUCCCUUAGCUUGACAGUCUUUCCACACCCUGCACGAACUAACGGAAUGUUAGUUCAGGGAAGGCUUGCAACGAUGAAUUUACUCGCACCUCCAGGAGUGAGAAUGGCCAUCACUCGUCCGAUCUCACUCGUCCUAUCAGUGCACAGCUUGAUUGUAUUGUG
Molecule: messenger RNA, 1168 nt
Organism: Closterium sp. NIES-67
Lineage: Eukaryota; Viridiplantae; Streptophyta; Zygnematophyceae; Desmidiales; Closteriaceae
Source: the annotation of a GenBank genome assembly